Molecule: messenger RNA, 2109 nt
Organism: Castor canadensis (American beaver)
Lineage: Eukaryota; Metazoa; Chordata; Mammalia; Rodentia; Castoridae
Source: RefSeq, a predicted model, not a curated record
AUGGCUCUAGAGUUUGGUGUGCAGCAGCCUAAAUUCUGGAGUCAUUGGGUUGCUUGUUCUAUUCUCUUUGUUCGUGACAUUUUCCUCUGUGUACUUUGUUCAGAUAGUGAUGACUGUAAUGGAAAUGGGAAGAAGAAGAAAAUACUGCAGUUUCUACCUGAACGAAUUUUCUUUCGAUGGCAUUACCAGAGUAUAGGUUCAACUUUAAAGAAGCUUCUACACACUGGAAAUUCUAUGAAGAUAAGAUGUGAAGGAAUCAGGCUGUUUCUUUUGUGGCUUCAAGCACUUCAGACAAACUGUGCAGAAGAGCAGGUGCUGAUUUUUGCUUGCCUUGUGCCUGGUUUCCCAGCGGUCUUGUCAUCCAGGGGGCCCUGCACAUUGGAGACACUCAUCAAUCCAAGCCCUAGUGUAGUUGAUGCAAAGAUAUAUCCAGAAGAAAUAACUCCACUCCUACCAGCCAUAUCAGGGGAGAAGAUCACUGAGGACCAAACCUGCUUUUUUCUUCAAAUACUGCUGAAGUAUAUGGUUAUUCAGACCGUUGGUGGUGGUACAGUGCAAGAAAGGGUACCAGAGCUGGAUGGCGGUGGAUCCACAGAGCAGGAGAAGAACCAUUCUAACAGUAGCACCUUGUCUGACCGAAGACUCAGCAACUCCAGCCUUUGUAGCAUUGAAGAAGAACACCGAACAGUGUAUGAGAUGGUGCAACGGAUUCUUUUGUCAACACGAGGUUAUGUCAAUUUUGUGAAUGAAAUAUUUCGACAGGCAUUCUUGUUGCCUUCCUGUGAGAUUGCUGUAACAAGAAAAGUAGUUCAAGUGUACAGAAAGUGGAUCCUCCAAGACAAACCUGUGUUCAUGGAGGAACCAGAUAAAAAAGAUACUGCCCAAGAAGAUGCUGAAAAAUUGGGAUUUUCAGAAACUGAUAACAAGGAGGCCUCAUCUGAAAGAUCAGGUCAUAAGCGAUCUUCUAGUUGGGGACGCACAUACUCCUUCACAAGUGCCAUGAACAGAGGGUGUGUGACAGAGGAGGACAAUGCAAAUGUGAAAGCCGGGGUCCAGGCUAUGCUACAGGUCUUUCUAACAAAUGCUGCAAAUGUCUUUUUGCUGGAACCAUGUGCUGAAGUUCCCAUGCUCUUGAAGGAACAAGUUGAUGCCUGUAAAGCUGUUUUGAUUAUUUUUAGGCGCAUGAUAAUGGAGCUUACAAUGAAUAAAAAAACAUGGGAGCAGAUGUUGCAAAUACUACUCAGGAUAACAGAAGCUGUCAUGCAGAAGCCAAAGGAUAAACAAAUAAAGGACUUGUUUGCCCAGAGCUUGGCAGGGUUACUAUUUAGGACGCUCAUUGUGGCUUGGAUACGAGCAAACCUCUGUGUGUACAUUUCUCGGGAGCUCUGGGAUGACUUUCUUGGUGUGCUGUCUUCCCUCACGGAAUGGGAGGAACUCAUCAAUGAGUGGGCCAACAUCAUGGACUCCUUGACAGCAGUGCUUGCAAGAACCGUUUAUGGAGUUGAGAUGACAAACCUACCUCUGGAUAAAUUAAGUGAACAAAAAGAAAAGAAGCAACGAGGCAAAGGCUGUGUUCUAGAUUCUCAGAAAGGGACCACUGUGGGGAGAUCCUUUUCUCUCAGCUGGAGGAGCCACCCGGAUGUGACCGAGCCAAUGCGAUUCAGGAGUGCUACCACAUCUGGAGCCCCAGGAGUUGAGAAGGCAAGAAAUAUUGUUCGCCAAAAAGCAACUGCUAAGCGAAGCCAGUCUAUCAGCAACUGUGUCCACCUUUCUGAGGCUUUGCCUGCCACUAAAAGCGUCCCGCUCCUUCUUCACACCAUGAGCGCUCUCUUACCUGGUCUUUCUUACUCCUCUUGCUCUCACAGGCUGUCAGAAGUGGAGGAAUGUCAACAAUCAGAAAAUGCACCUGCAUUGGAAUCUGAUCAUCUCGUGGUGGGACAGCAUCAGGUCCUCCGAAGUAGCAGCACAUCUGACAUCACUGAGCCGCUGUGCUCAGAUUCUUCUCAGGGUACAUGGUGUCUUCAGUUAUUGAUUUAUAAAUUUUGGCUGGGCCUGGGGAAGGUUGCAGAUGGUAUUGCUUUCUACAUUUAUUCUAAAUAUAUUUAUUGA